AAUGGAUAAAUAACCAUUAUUACAAAACUUUACAAUCACUCCUAAUGAUUUAUUCUAGAUUAUCAGUUCUUAAAACACUUCACAUACAGCACUUUCUCUAUCCAAAUUGUUAGAUAUAGAUUUACAGGUAUUCUUUAUAUUAAAUUACUUACAAGAUUGGACUUGACUCUUUUAAUCAUUUAGAUAUUCAAAAACGAUAGAAGCAGUAAAGAUUUUGAAUUAUCUUAGGUUUGGUGUACAUUAAAUUUAUUAUUCACAAACUAUUCGAUAUUAAGUUAAAUAUUGUCUAAAUUUAAUAGUUAGUCAUUCAAAUUAUUAAGAAUAAGUGGCAUUAAAUCUUUUUUGCAAUCACUCUCAUUAAAUUAGCAUCAUCCAUUUUUAUUACUAAUUCUGAUAAUGUAUAUUAACUAAAUAUUAUAGGAAAGAAUGGAGUCAAUCUUUAUUCUUGUUCUAUCGUUAUUCCAAUUACUUAUGAGAAUUUUUAAAACUGACAAUUAAGAAAUACUAUAAUCUUUAAGAUAAAUAUCAAAUCAUACAGUUAAAUUAAAGAGAAAUAAUAAAGUGAUUAAUAUAUCAUCCGAUCAAAUAGUAGUUGGAGAUAUUCUAAUCUUUAAAGAUGAUCAAUUAAUUGAAGUUGAUGGUGUCCUUAUAUCUAAUACAUCAAAUGAAACUUUACUUUUUGAUACAAAUACUAAUAAAUUGCCAUUUAUAAGAUCAGGUUCUAAAGUUUUACAAGGCAAUGGAUAAUUAUUAGUAUUAGCUGUUGGAAUUAAUACUUAUCAUAUGAGAAAAAGUGAAUUAAAUAUAUAACAUGAAUACAUUACACCUUUACAAGAGAGAUUAAAUCAUCUAUAAUAAUAAUUGAUUAAACUAUUCUUUGUUUUAUCAAUUGUUCCGUUGAUCAUUCAAUUUUUCAAUUAUUGUUAUCAUUUAGCAAUAUAAGAAUACUAAUUCUAAUUUAUUGAUUCUAUUUAUUCAAUCAUUAAAUAAAUCUAAAUAUCUAUCCUACUAUUUUUAAUGGUGAUGAAUGACAAUUUAUCCAAAUUUAUAUCUACUUAUCUUUAAAUUAAUUAAAAGAGAAUGAAAAGAGAUCGUAUCAAAUUUCAAAGACCAAGUUCUUGUGAAAUACUUGGCAGAAUUAAUAAUAUUUGUACUAGUAAAACAUCUAUUUUAACUUAUGGAAAUAUUAGAUUAAUCAAAAUAUAUGCUGAAGAAUAACUUUUAUCUAAAUUUAAUAUUAAAAAAUUAAGAUAUUCAACUAUUUAAUUAAUAUAAGAGAAUAUUUGUUUAAAUUCAACUGCUAAUCCUAAAAUUACAUAUAGAUCUAAUGAUAUUACAGUUUUUGAAAAAUUUGGAAAUGAAAUCGAUUGUGCUUUGCUUGAAUAUUGUCAUGAAUUAGGAUAAGAUUAUAAAUCUAUACGGAAAAAUUAUUAAAAUUAAAUUGUAUAAUAUUUUUAAUUUAACUCUGAUAGAAAAAUAAUGAGUGUCCUAAUUAAAUUAUAAAAUAAAUAUAUAUUAUACACAAAGGGAGCUCCAGAAAUUAUUUUAGAAAAUUGUUCUGAAUUUAUAAAUAAUAAAGGAGAUAUUUAAAAGUAAUUUAUAAUGAAUAUUUUUAAAGAUUAACUGAUUAAAAUAAAUUAUAAAUUAAAAAUUAAAUAAAGAAUUUUGGUGAAGAAAGUUUAAGAACAAUAUGUUUGGCUUAUAAACUUCUAGAUGGGAAUUUAAAUAUAAAAUUAUUAUAAGAAAAAUAAUUAGAGAAACAAUUAAUAUUUGUAUCAUUAAUUGCUUUAGAAGAUGAAUUAAGAUAAGGUGUUUAAAGAUCUAUACAAUAAUGCAAAGAAGCUGGAGUAAUAGUGAGAAUGAUAACAAAUGAAAGUUUAGAAUGUUCAAUAUCAUUGAGUAAAAAGUGUGGAAUAUUACCAAUGAAUUAUUAACAUUAAAAAGAUUCUAAAAAAGUAAUGACUGGAAAGGCCUUCAAUGAUUUAGUAAAAGGAAUUACAUACAAGAAAUAAGAUGGUUAAAUUAUUCCAAAAAUUGGUGAUAUGGAUUCUUUUGCCCAAAUUGCUGCAGAAUUAAGAGUCUUAGUAAGAGCAAGUCUCGAUCAAAAAUUAGCAAUGAUUUAAGGAUUAAAAGAAUUAAAUUAUGUUGUUGGAACCUUUAGUCAUAGUAAUGAACCUGCCUUUUAUCGUCUAGCUGAUGUUGGAUUCUGUCAGAAUUCUAAAAUGAUUCAAUAAUAUAAUCAUAUGGUUAGUGUUUCUGUAUUAGAUGAUAACUUUUCUUCUGUCAUCAAUUCAAUUUAUUGGGGUAGAAAUAUUUUUGAUGCAGUUAGAAAAUACAUCUAAUUCAAAAUCACUCUUCUAUUAUCUCUAUCAAUUCUUUAAACCUUUAGCAUUUUUCAUUAGUUUAACUAAGCCUAAUUGUUGUGGAUAACAUUUUUAAUUGAUUUUACAGCUUUCUUUAUGUAUGCUACUGAAAUACGUAACUUAAUUUUUAUAUUGAACUAGCUAAUAGAAGGUUAUAUGAAAGGCAGUAAAACGAAAGAUAUCAUUUAAUUACUUCUAAUAUGUGGAGAAAUAUUCUUUCGUAAAUAAUCUAUUAAUUAUUGGUUUUAUUCACCAUUUAAAUUACUACUUAUAAAUACAUUCAAAUGAAAAAUAGCGAAAAUUGUUUUCAUUUUAAUUUAAAAUCUCAUACCAUUUUAUUUAAUAUUUUUGUCUACUUUUAAAUAUUUAAUUUGCUUAUUUCUCAUAAAAUUCGCAAAACAGAUAUUAGUAUUUCAAGUAACAAAAAAGAAAGAGCAAAAUUAAUUAUUUAAAUUUUUUUAAUAUUUUUGGUUUAAUAUUUUGUUGUGUAAAUAUUUAUUAUUAUCUAUUUUUAGAGAACACUGUAAUUUUAUUUUUACUUUAUCUAAACUUACUUUAAAAGAAUAUUUUGAAUCACUUUUGCUAUCCUCUUUAAGUUGUGUAGUCACGUAUUUAUAUUAAAUAUAUUAGAUACUUAUUUUAAUUCAUAAAUGAUAAAUAUUUUAAUUGGAUUAGAUUAUUUCGAAGUUAAGAUUAAAAAAAUCAUUACUCAUCUUUUGACGAAGUAAUAUUUUUUUUAUUUGAAUCAUAGUUCUUGCAGUUUAAAUCAAUUCUUCGUUAAAUCAAAAGUUAUCCAACAGAAAAGGAAGAAGAUAGUGAAAUAGAACUUGUAGAAAAAAAAUGA
Messenger RNA from Paramecium sonneborni, 3207 nucleotides. NCBI's taxonomy places the organism in Eukaryota, Ciliophora, Oligohymenophorea, Peniculida, Parameciidae. The record is from the annotation of a GenBank genome assembly.